AUGAAACUACUACCACAAUGUCACCAAAUUCAGUAUAUCUUUAUCGCUGCACUAUUGCUCAUCGACUUUAUCAUCAUACAGGCACCUACUAUCAUACCUCGAUCUAUAUUAGCAGCAUUACUCUUAUCUUCAUUUUGGAUUCCUUAUAUCAGAAAAUUCACUUUACCCGCUUUACCCAUCUUUACUUGGUUAAUUACUUUUUACGCCUGUCAAUUUAUUCCUAUUGAUUAUCGUCCUAAUCACAUUUUUGUAAACUUAUUACCAACCCUUGAGAGAAUUCUUUAUGGCGCCAACUUAUCCGAAGUAAUCUCAAAGCAUACACACCCUGUAUUAGACAUUCUUGCGUGGCUACCUUAUGGUGUCAUUCAUUUCAGCUUUCCUUUCAUUUUGGCAUUGUUGCUCUUUGUCUUUGGCCCACCAGGCUGCCUCAAAGUCUAUGGCGCCGCGUUUGGUUACAUGAACCUCGCUGGUGUACUUACUCAACUACUAUUUCCAAAUGCAUCUCCAUGGUACGAACUCAGUUACGGUUCAGCACCUGCAGAUUACUCUAUUCCUGGUGAACCUGGUGGAUUGAUUCGUAUCGACAAGAUUCUUGGUUUAGAUUUGUACGGCUCUACCUUUGGAUCCUCUCCGCUUGUGUUUGGCGCCUUUCCCUCCCUUCACUCCGGUUCUGCAACCAUUGAGAUGCUUUUCGUGGUCUAUCUUUGUCCUAAACUCAAGCCAUUAGCUAUUGCUUACGUGAUGUGGAUGUGGUUUGCUACCAUGUAUCUUACUCACCACUACAUGAUUGAUCUUGUGGGUGGAUCAAUUUAUGCUAUUGUUACAUUUGCUGUAGCUCAAAAUUUUUUACCCUCAAUUAAUCCUGAAUGUCGUACUCGAAUGCAAUAUCUUGGCGCAACCAAAUUAAGUAUUAGAUCACUAAUCUACAGCAUUGAACAUGACGACGUGGUGCUAGAACAGAUAACAGGAGAUGAAGAAGCAGCCUUGCUGAAACAUAGACCAGAACCACUUGUUUUAUCAUCCGAUGCUUAUAAUACGACCUACGAUGACACUUACUCACCAACUUCAUCCGUCUAUACUUCCGAGCCUGACUCACCCGUUACACCUCAUUCACCUAUACUCAAUCAGUUUGACUUUACGAAAUAUUCUAAUUAG
Messenger RNA from Rhizopus microsporus ATCC 52813, 1155 nucleotides. Its product is annotated as PAP2-domain-containing protein. Lineage: Eukaryota; Fungi; Mucoromycota; Mucoromycetes; Mucorales; Rhizopodaceae. The transcript is spliced from 2 exons. The record is from RefSeq and is a predicted model, not a curated record. Gene Ontology annotation, molecular function: inositol phosphoceramide synthase activity. Bases 1 to 1155 code for a protein of 384 amino acids. Gene Ontology annotation, biological process: inositol phosphoceramide metabolic process; sphingolipid biosynthetic process. Gene Ontology annotation, cellular component: inositol phosphoceramide synthase complex.